This is a messenger RNA of Anisakis simplex (herring worm), 873 nucleotides long. The record is from the annotation of a GenBank genome assembly. Lineage: Eukaryota; Metazoa; Nematoda; Chromadorea; Rhabditida; Anisakidae.
AUGAUGCGAAUAAAGGAAGCGAUCCAGAGGCGUCGCAUGAUUCAGGAGAUGACGGAUGGAUGGAACGCUUGGGAGGGAGAACUCGCCGAAUCCGCAUCACCUCCUGGAGUAUCCACAUUCACCAAGUCAUCGUUCAUCGAGAAUCGCAAGCUAGCAUCGCUUCCGUCCAAUGAAGAUGAUCAGCAAGCAGCGAUUACCAACAGCAGUGAAAUUGCUUUGCAACAAUUCGCUAAUCAUUUGAAAUCACGAAUGAACACUUUUCAGAAUCGCGCACUACGAAUCACAUGGAAACGGCUUUCGGAAGCACCUCGAACGUCUGGUCGUGGUAAUAUUAACAUCAUGGAGAAGGUGUUCGAGAAAAUGGUUGAAAAUUGUGCAGACGUGAUGCCGAUCUUCUAUCGGAGUGCUUUUCUGAGCUGUGUGGAAGAUAAGAAACGAAACAAGAACACGACGCAUCCUGAGCGAACCAUAGCGACAAUCCGAGAUCACGCUCAUCUUCUAGUGGAUUUCAUUGACGAUAUCAUUUGUGCCGUCUCAGACAAACCGCUCAAGCAUGGACAUCUCGAUCCGUACUCGAUUGCCUUCGAUCAGAUACAAAUGCUUUUAGCGAGAAUUCAUUCACGGUUGGAGCCGCUAGGAUUUCAGCGAAAUUUCUGGGAUUUCUUUGGUGAAGUGCUCGCAGAAGUAAUGUUUAGUCAGGUAGGAUUUUACACUAAUCUUUCGAUUCGGUUGCAGGAAUGUGUACGAGCGUAUCCGCAUGCUGGAAGUGCAUGGUCAUUGUUGAGUCUUAUGCUAAGUGAUAGCUUUCAUAAUGCAUCAAAAAAACCGAAAUUCCAGCCCAGUCCUUCAGUACAGGUCAGUUCGAUCAGAUAA